AGCAACAAGCUGCCACGCCAUCGGCUAGUGCAGCUCCAGCGAUGCCCCUGCAGGUUAGCGAUUACAGCUGGCAGCAGACGAAGACUGCGGUCUUCCUUUCUUUGCCCCUCAAAGGGGUAUGCGUCAGAGACGCGGACGUGUUCUGCACGGAAAACUAUCUGAAGGUCAACUUUCCUCCAUUUUUAUUUGAGGCAUUUCUCUACGCUCCCAUAGACGAUGCAAGCAGCAAAGCAAAGAUUGGGAAUGACACUGUUGUCUUCACCUUGUAUAAAAAAGAAGCAGCCAUGUGGGAGACUCUUUCUUUGACAGGUGUUGACAAAGAGAUGCUGCAAAAAAUAAGAGAGAAAUCUAUUUUACAAGCACAAGAGAGAGCAAAAGAAGCCAUAGAAGCAAAAGCUACAGCAAAGCGGGAAGAUCAAAAAUAUGCACUAGAUGCCAUGAUGAAGAUUGAAGAAGAAGAGAGGAAAAAAAUAGAAGAUAUGAAAGAAAAUGAACGGAUAAAAGCCACUAAAGAAUUGGAAGCUUGGAAAGAAUGUCAAAGAAAAGCUGAAGAACAAAAAAGAAUUCAGAGAGAGGAGAAAUUACGUCAAAAAGAAAAGCAAAUUGAAGAAGAAAGAAAAAAUUUAAAACAUAAAAGUCUUCCUAGAAAUUCAUCUAGGUAUCUUGCCACAAAAGGGAGAAAUUUAGAAAAUAUAUUUUCUGAGAAGUUAAAGGAAGAUAGUAUUCCUGCUCCUCGCUCUGUUGGCAGUAUUAAAAUCAACUUUACCCCUCGAGUAUUCCCAACUGCUCUCCGUGAAUCACAAGUAGCAGAAGAGGAAGAGUGGCUACACAAACAAGCUGAGGCACGAAGAGCAAUGAAUACUGAUAUUCCUGAACUUUGUGAUUUAAAGGAAGAAGAAAAGAACCCAGAAUGGUUAAAGGACAAAGGAAACAAGUUGUUUGCAACAGAAAACUAUUUGGCAGCUAUUAAUGCAUACAACUUAGCCAUAAGACUAAAUAAUAAGAUUCCACUAUUGUAUUUGAAUCGGGCCGCUUGCCACCUAAAACUAAAAAACUUACACAAGGCUAUCGAAGAUUCUUCUAAGGCCUACAGGAUUAUGAAGCUGCACUUAAGAUUGAUCCAUCCAACAAAGUUAUACAAAAUGAUGCUGAGGAGAUUCGGAAUGUAAUUCAAGGAACAGAACUAAAACCUUAGAGACUACUAGAAGCAACUAGGUAUUGUAUUAGGUAUUGUUUUAAGUUUUUCAAAAAUAACUGGAGGCAUCAGGAAUCUUUGUCUAUGUUAUAGUCAAUUGUGCAGAAUCAGUUUCUUUUUAUUACUUGAGUUCUGCAGAGGGCAAAAUACAGAUCUAUAGAAAAUGAAAUGUUUGACUCUAUUUCUGAAUGACUAAAUCAAAAUAAGAAUACUCUAUUUUAAUUCUAUACUUCUUAAUGCAUAAUUUAAUUAUACAUUUUUUUUUGUUACUGAAUUAUGCUUGCCCUUGUAACAAAAUAUUUGUUGGUCUAGUUACCAGGAAGCUUACUGAUUAAUUUUUAACAAGCUAGAAUUUUAAAAUAAAAGAUU
Messenger RNA from Propithecus coquereli (Coquerel's sifaka), 1564 nucleotides. RefSeq names its product dyslexia susceptibility 1 candidate 1 (gene DNAAF4). Lineage: Eukaryota; Metazoa; Chordata; Mammalia; Primates; Indriidae. Gene Ontology annotation, molecular function: nuclear estrogen receptor binding. The transcript is spliced from 8 exons. The coding region runs from base 42 to 1169 and encodes 375 amino acids. The record is from RefSeq and is a predicted model, not a curated record. Gene Ontology annotation, biological process: outer dynein arm assembly; heart development; inner dynein arm assembly.